Molecule: messenger RNA, 11490 nt
Organism: Dermacentor silvarum
Lineage: Eukaryota; Metazoa; Arthropoda; Arachnida; Ixodida; Ixodidae
Gene: SCAP
Product: sterol regulatory element-binding protein cleavage-activating protein
Exons: 28
Coding region: 252-4064 (1270 amino acids)
Biological process (GO): SREBP signaling pathway
Cellular component (GO): Golgi membrane; endoplasmic reticulum membrane
Molecular function (GO): protein binding; sterol binding
Source: RefSeq, a predicted model, not a curated record
AACCGUGUGCGUUUCUGCGGCCGUCAUGUUGUUGGUGUGUUAUUUUCUGCUAAUAUCGCUGGUAAAUCGUUUUGACUUGUUAAGUCACACUUACGUGAACAGACACUGAAGAAGUGCAGACUACCACUGUUGAUUUGAUGCGUGUUUCUAAACGGCGGCGUCCACUGACUUCGAGUGUUGUGCCUUGCGGCGUACUCUUGGCGUGGUGAAGCCACGAGCGUCGAGGGAAAACCACGCAUCGUGAGCGAGCCAUGCAGGGUGUCCAGGUGACAUCGUCGCCGGCCAAGUCGUACACCAUCAAGGACAGGAUUGCCCAGAUCUACUAUAAGCAUGGCCUUUACUGCUCCAGCCACCCACUCACGCUCAUCAUAUUUGCGAUCUUCACUUUCAUGGUGGCCUGCUACCCGUUGUUGCACAUCCCACUACUGGGCAGCUCUUCGCAGCAGUUUGCCACUCCGAUCUCAGUCUACAGCGCCGAGCUCGAUGCUGAUUCUCAGAGAAUUGGCCCUCGUUGGUUCCAGGGUCCACCCGUGGCAUAUGUGCAGCAGAUAGUGGUGAAGGCAGCUGUGUCACCAUGGCAACCAGAUCUCCUGCUCAUGGAUGCCUUCCGCUCCCCACUCGCCGAGUCCUUCCGCAUCACAGAGAUUGUGGGGAAUCACCAGUUCAUGGACAGCAAUGGAACAAAGCACACCCUUCAGGAUGUGUGCCUUCAGGUGUCUGAGUCUAAGGACAAAGUGGCUGCGGCCUCGCUCCCUCAGUAUGGCUGCCUCAUCCUGUCCCCUACGUAUGUCUGGAAGCAGGACUACAAUAUCUUCCGGCACGACAGCCAACCUCUCAUGAGCAUCUUCAAUCAGAAGGAUGAGACUUCAAAUUCAUACUACCUGAGAGAGAUCCUCUUUGGUGUCCCCUGGAAAGAGACUGGCAUAAAGAAGUUCUGUGUGCGGAACAGGCAAAGGGUCAUUACUUUUGCCAUCACCAUUGUCCUGAAGAAGUGGGAGCCCAGUGUGGUGCACGCCCUUGAGGACAAGCUGCACCAGGCAUAUCCGGGGCACUCGCACAACUCGUCGUCCAAGGACCGAGAGCAGGAAGAAAUUGUGCAUGUCCAUUUCCAGUACCAGCACACGCUGGCUGAAUUUGUGCCCCUUGGCACAAUUUAUGUCAUCCUGUUUCUGUACAUCUACUACUCCGUCCGCAAGAUAGAGCUGGUGAAGUCCAAGUGGGCAAUAUCAGUGAGUGCAGUUCUCACUGUGGUCAUGUCACUAUUCAUGUCUGUUGGUCUCUGCCUUUGGUUUGGCCUGAAUCCUACAUUGAAUGGAAGCCCUCUGGUGUCACCACGGUCAUCCUGCCUCCCCAGUGAGAUCCUGCCAUAUCUAGUUGUUGUCAUUGGCCUGGAGAAUAUGUUGGUACUAACCAAGUCGGUGGUUUCAACUCCAGUGCAUGUUGGCGCCAAGGUUCGCCUUGCUCAAGGCCUUAGCAAGGAAGGCUGGUCCAUAACCAAGAACUUACUUACGGAGUUGCUUCUGCUGACCUUUGCUUUCCUGACCUUUGUUCCAGCAAUUCAGGAAUUCUGCAUGUUUGCAGUCGUUGGUCUGCUGUCAGACUUUUUUCUUCAGAUGGUCUUCUUUGCUACUGUGCUCUCCAUUGACAUCCAACGUAAAGAGAAAUCUGACUUGAAGAAGGGAAAGUCGGAGGCGUCAAAUUCAUGGACAGAUGAUGAGAAAAACAUAACAAACGCUGAAAACAGAAGCUCUGUUGGUGUACUGUACAGAUCACGGCGUUCUGAUGGCAUCCCUGUAAUGACGUACGGUGCUGGCCGAGCCAUGUCUAGGGUUUUUGCCACGCCCACGUCUCCAAUCUUGAAGCUGCCAAAACGACUUCGUUUGGUCUACUUCUGGGCUCGCAUGCGCCUUAUUCAGAGAGGACUCAUGCUGGGCCUUGUUGUCUGGGUUGUGGUGCUCAUCCAAAGCAUGGGAAUUGUCACGAAGCUAACUGACAACACUACCAAUUUGGGCCCCAACAUCGCUGAGUCAGUGCACCCAUUCAUACAGAUGCUCACUGGCCACAAUGGCUCCGAGGAAGCCUUGGAGGAAGCCCUGUCCUCACAGUCAUCAUCCUCGAAGGAGACCCUGCCCACCCACCAUGAGAAUGCCAACCUGCACCACACUAAUGCACGCCUCUGGGAGGAACUGCCAACAAAGCACUGGACCACCCUGUUUGGCUACUACAACAUCUCUGUGGCUGGCAGGUACAUAAGCAUCCUGCCACCCAUCUUUCUGUCUGUGCCAGUACCGGCCAGCAAGGCUGUUGAAUUGCGACAUGCGGACGACCACAAGACUGUUUUCCAUACUAAUUGGCGCAUCAUCCCCAACAUUGAUGCAGAGCAAGCAGAAAACGCGGUCAAUGGCAUGAUGCAUCCGGCAAGCCGUGCUGAGGCUACACUGGUGCUGGCUUUGUCCAUUCCAACUGUUCUCUUCAUCGUGUACCUGUUUGUGACCCUUUACCGGUGCAUGUGCUCACGCAACUAUGCUGAGUGGAGGUCCAGUUGGUCCAACCUGUAUCAGUCCCGAGACCCUGACACAUUUCUCAUCAUGGAUACCUACCCUAUUGAACUGCAAGGACACAGCCAGGAAAUUGAGUACAUGAUUACCGAGGACAACACGAUAGUCAGCUCCGACCUUGGUGGUGACGUCAGGAUUUGGGACUCCAAUACAGGAGAGUGCAUCAGCAUCCUCAAUAGAAGAAGAAGCAGACUGAGAAGACCAAAACAAGAGAACUAUACCCUGCGUGCAAGUGGCAGCUUCUCUUCGGAUUCUACUUACGGUUCGUCGCCUACAGAUUCUUGCGAUUUCGGCCUCGGCAGCCAGGUUGGCAAGGAGCACACACCUGAAUUUUUUGUGGGACAGAGCAGCCCAGCUGGCCUCUCCCCUGGCGUUGCACCCGAGGAGAUUCGCAGUAAAGGAUAUGACUUCUCAAGGUUUGUUACACCAUACUUGCAAAUGCCUUCAUCACCUCGAGAAGCUGACGACCGGGAGUUCGCAAUGCAUCAAAUAAGGGAGUUGCCGGGUGCCGGUGACGAACCAUCUGUGGUUACGGCAGCUGGAGGUGAUGUGCCGGGCAGGGGGUCCAACUCCACAGCAGCAACGAAUGUGGAGUUCCAACCCAUCUGGUGCAUGGGAUGCUACAGCCACUGGCUUGUCAUUGGGUGCCAGAAUGGCCGCAUUGAGCUCUGGCACAUGCCUACAGGUCGCCUCUGUGGCGUGUACACAGACAACACAGAUGGAGUAACUGCAGUUACAGUCUCUGGUCACAGAAUCAUCACAUCAAGAAUAAGCGGCAUUCUGGAGUGCUGGCACCUUGAAAUGUAUUGUGACCGGCGAUCAUCUGAUGUGGGCGGGGUUUGGGAGAGUGGAGAUCUGCAAGCCAAGCUGGUGUGGGUGAACAGUGUGCGUGCCCACACUCAGCCCAUUUCAGUCGUCUGUGUUGAAGGAGGACAGAUAGUCACUGGCAGCCUGGAUCGCCUGCUUAAGGUGUUUCGCUGCGACACAGCCAUGUGUGUGUACACACUCCAUGGUCAUUCUGGAGGCAUUUCUGCCAUCCACGUUGAAAAGCCCGGUGCCUCGACAGCAGUGAGUGGCUGCCAGGAUGGCCUGGUGUGCGUGUGGGACCUGAUGACCGGCACGUGUGCCUACAGCCUGACAGCACAUCGAGGCGCCGUCCUGUCGCUGCGCACCACUGGUCUCUACCUGCUCAGCCUGGGAGUGGACUCGCGCCUCCGAAUCUGGGAAAAGAGCCAGGGACACCUGCUGCACACGCUUUACCAGGCAAACACGCUGUGCAACACAAUGGCGCUUCUGUCAGAGACCAUUGUUAUCACAGCUAAAGAAGAUCACCUGGUUCUGUGGGACUUAAACCAGGGUGAAGCAGUGCAAGUGGUCAUGCUGGGACCAGGCGACUCGGGUGUGGCUGUUCACCAGGUGCAUUGCACUUCGGACGCAGUGGUGUGUGACUAUGGCCACAGCCUGUGUGUGGUCUACUUUCCAGCACUGAGCACCAAGUUUGACUGAUAGACCAGGACUGGGAGAACCUUCCGUGCCCUUCGCCAAAGAUCUCGUCAUGAGGCUGGAUACAGCCGAUAGUGGCCACAAACACAGACUAGUGUUGACAGGCUGCAUUGUCAGCAUGAAAACAAGGUUCUGAGCUUGCAUCACAACCAUUGCCUCAUAGUCGACACUAUGUUUGCUUUUUGUUUCACCUGCAUUGAGCCCAGGGAAGCAGCAGUCACGUUCACCAACUUGCCAAGAAUGACAGCCCAGUGUGCAGGUCAACACUCCAGCUCCAAGAAAACGGCAUUGACACCGCUGUGGCCACUGUUGCCAUGUGCCACUUGAACAACUGCAUGGCGCACGUUCUCAUCUCAUUAUUUAAUUUUCAUGCUGACAUUGCAGAUUCUGUCUUUCUCAUUAUUCCGGUCUCACCUUGUGCCCAUCAAGGUGCUCAUUGCGCCAUACUCGCAACUUGUGCGAUCAUUUGUGAGUGUGCCCAGAGUGCGUGCGAUGUCUUCAGAAGACCUAUAGAGUCACCUAUGGGAAAGCGCAUGACACUUUGCCAAGCACUUUCGACCACUCCACAUGUUGGCCACCACCGCAGGCAUCACCAUCAUCUUCACAUGUGCGGCCUCAUGAGGCCCUGCGUCAUCUUCGUGUUGGUGUUUGUUCAUCUCCACCUUCGUGCAUCUAUGAGCAGCAGUGGGACACAGCUGCACCCAGUGAGCUUUGACUGCUUUUGAAAGUACAUCUGGAGCAAAGUCUUUGGGCCCAUUUUUUGAACAGCUGGUGCAUCGCAAGAAAAGAGAGAGAGGUUUAUUUCUAAUGAGUGCUGAUACCUUUUGAAGGCUAUCAAACAGGUAAAGCUAAGUCUCCAUUUCAUAUCUAGGUUUGUUGAAGUGUCACCUAAUGUAAGACAGCAGCUCAUUGUGUUAGACGCCAUUGCUGCCAUGUCAAGCCUCGCUGACAGUUGUGCAAUUAGUGACUUGCUUGAAGCGAGAAGCAUGUGAUUGCGAAGUUCAGAAAACUCAAGUCUACCACAGAAGCAGUGGAGAUACCACUGCGGGCAUUCUACAGCUUUUUAAAUUCAUUAAUACUUAAUUGUUUUCAUUGCAACUUGUUCCCUCGUGGUGGUUCAGUUCCUUCGCUAACGCUGUAUGCCGAGUGCUUCUAAUGAGAAGACCUGCAAGCACUAGGAUGCACAAGUAGCAUUUGCAUUCUGCAGCUACCAUUUACAAGGGACCUUGUUUUUAAUGCAUUUGUGGACUUGUUUAAAAUUCAGUCUGCUGGUAUGACCAACUUAUUUAUUACUCUUCUCUUAGUAGCUUUCACUUUCAUUCUGUUCUUGUUUUUAGAAUGAGUCGAAGUUGUUUUUGUUCUAUUGAAUGAGUGUACCUGCUGUGUACAUUUUGCAACCAGCAUAUGUCAAGUGUACAUAUAUUGUAGCAUACCUUUUCGUGUUACGUUGUUAUUCCUACUGUGAUUCAGAUCUAUAACUAAUGGUAUUGCUGCACUUUUGAGAUAUGUGCGUGGUUUUCAUCUCACUGGGAUUUUAUGUCCUUUGAAGCUGUAUCAUGCUUUUGUGGACCUUGUAAUGCGUCCUGUUGUCAUGCCAUUCAAUGUAUGUCGGUACUAUGCCUCUUAUUUCCUUUUACCCAGGAUUGCAAUGUCUUCUGUUGAAAUGAUUUUACCAAACAGCCAGCCUCUUUGCAUAAGAUCCUGUAGUUUACUUCAACUGACCUACUAGUCUGCAUGUUGAUAAUAGCAUUGGAAUUACAUAUGGGACACUUUUUUUUUUUUUACAAUGAUAACAAUAUUUAAAGAAUUGUUUGAUCACUGCGAGGGUGCUUUCUUUACUACUUGUGCCUUCAAUGCAGAAGACACUAGGCGGAUGAGUAGUGGUCACCUUCUGUUUGCUAUUAAGGUCCAUGUUGCAAUGGCAGUAUUGCAGAGGAGCAUCGCAGAAGGCUGACAGAUAAUUUAAAAGUGCCAUUCAUUUUUUAGAUAUUCUAGACACAAUGUCACCUUUUCUCACUCCGAUUCUGCUGCAGUGCACAAAGAGUGCUGGGCUUGACACUGUCACGAUGCUUGAUGCUGUCAUGACACAAAGCAGCUCAUAAGUGCAAUGGGCUGCUUAGACUUCUAAUCCAUCAUUACGUUUCUGUAUCGCAAGUGAUGGUCCGUCACCAACAGAUGAGCUUCGCAAGAUAAGAGACAAGCACAGGCGGUGGAACCUGUUUUCUCAAAAAUAGAUCAAACAAGGCCGCAAGCACCACAUGGGAAGCAUUUCCAAUGCUCUUCAUAUGCGAUUUAGAAUCGGAAUUGAAAAAAGGUAAAUUUGCAUUGAUGAAUAUUUCAACAAUGAAUGACGUUAUCAAAGUCGCAUAACUGUUCUAGCAUCCCAUGAUGGCCCCCUGUAUUACUACCAUUCUAAUAUGACCUUUAAAGCUGGUAACUAGAAACGUUAAUCCUACUUAAUAAACAGACUGUGACAGUUACUUGUUCAUCUGUUGUCCACCACACUGAAAAGACCAAUAGUGAAGAAAGCAUCCUCGCAGUGGCUGAAUUCCUUCUUUAAAAAUUUUGAAGGUUAGUUGAAUGGAAUAUUUGGUCAUAUCCCACAAUGUAACUAGAAUUACAUGGUUCAAGACUCUGUGCCUGACUUACACUGAAGUUAUAAUAGAGUUGUGUGCAUGCACAGAGCAAAUCUGUUAAUUACAGAUGUCCUAAUUCAAGCUGACACUGAGAUUCUGUAAAAGUGCAAGGUUGGUGCUUUUUUUUUUUUUUUGCAGUAAACAAAUUGCAAACUGGUUAUUUCGUCUUGAUUUCUUACUGGAAUAGAUUGCUCCUCAUCAGAGCAUUUUGACAGAAAGAAAGAGCCAACACUUAUGAAAGACACGAAAGGACAAAUGCAGUGCAGUUCACUUAUAAAAUAUUCAUAAAACUUGACAAUCGAAUUGUUAUAAGCAAUCAUCAUUGUACCUAGACUGGACUUAGAAUAAGAGCGUUAAAGAAAUUGUGAAGUCAAAACUCAACGGGUUUAGUGCCAGUAACAUUGCAGCCCGCCUAAUUUGUCGCUGUGGCAGGCAUUAGGUGGGAAAAUGAAGUCCAAAAUGUGUGCUUACUUGGCAGAGCUUGACGCUCCCGUAAAAUAUUCCGUUACACAAGUUCUCUGGACUGCAUGAAAUUAUCUACCAUAUUGUGUAUUUAAUGUAGGGCAGUCUCUUGGAAUACUUUAUAUAUUAUGUCAGGAUCAUUUAGUUAAUUGAACUUGUUUAUUUAAUUACUUAUGACACCUUGAACACAUUUUUCCAGUCUAGGAUUUCAUCACUGCGCCCACUAUUUAAUGGUAGUCACAUCAUUUUAUCCACUCAAAGCAAAAGUUGAUGUUGCUUGAAGUGGAUGAUUACAAGCUGUAUAUUGUCUUAUAUGGUGUUAACAUAAGUGAAUUGCACUGUAGUGGAAAAGGUCACCAAUCAUUUAUUAGCAUCUAUAUGUUUCUUCACUGGUGAAGCUGCGUUUCCUUUGUUCAGUGUGUUGGAUGCUGCUGGACUUGAAGCACCUAACUUAGGUUCACACAAGUCACCUGUUAAAAAGAACAUAGCUCCUAUUGACUGAGAUUGUGUGUUUACCAGAUUUUCAUCUGGAUGGAAAUUUGGAUUAAGGAGAUUACGAUGUACAAGCUUUAGAGUGUGCAGAUGUCUUGAGUUUUGCCUGUAUGCUUGAACUGUGAAUUCAGCUGUGUGAACAGGCAGCAGUUCAGUGUCUGUCACCUGUGCAAAAAUUGUUUUUUAAGUUCUUGUCACAUUCUCAGCACACAUUUAGCUUUGUGAGCUCAUUGUGCUAUACUGCUUAUUCCGGUCUGUGAUGUAUACGUGAUGGGUGUAGCAUAUUGUGCAUUCCCGUGUCCGGUGUAAUGUGCAUGUUCUGGAAUAGGGGUUGAGUGCCAAGGUACUGCUGGGUCACUAAUGUUUGGCAAAGCUAGUGUCCAUGUGAUAAAAGUGAAAAAAAUUUUAAUUUUAGAAAAAAGAAGGAAGACCGCUGCUCAGUCUGAAGUAGGUCAGGAGUCGUGGCGUCAGUACUCCAAUUUUCAUUACUUUGUUGCUUGGCCAGGUUCGUCUUUGUUGGAUGUCGGCGCCUCUUAAAGGGGCCCUGAACAACUUUUUAUCCAAGUCGGGAAAUGCAUUUGAAGUUAAAAUAGGUUAUUUCAGAAAUACUUUGCCACAAGAACUACUUCAAUACAGUCAGCAAAGCGGAGUUAUUGGCAAUCAAAGGCCGCCUAUGAUCCCCUUCUUGGUGCUCCCGCUCCUUCUUCAAUGCCUUGCAUUGCGAAAGAUAUGGUGGAGCAGGGUGUGCUCACAAUGCUCUGCCUACUGAAUGUCACUGUGGAGCACAGUUCAAGUUUGAUUUUGGAUGUUCAUGUAGAUGCCACUAUUUCUGAUUUUGGCGUCUACGACGUGCCAAAUGUGGUUGUCCUCAGCGAGCCGCAGUGUGCUCAGCGAGCGGAUUUGUUGUGGCGGCCAUGGUAUCUACGCUAUAUAGUAGACCGAAGCUACAUUCCACUGUAGUGCAUAUACGCAGCCUUUGCUUUGUGCAUGACAGGGCUUGAGUGCAUGCUCGCACUCAUAUGCUCCAAGUCUGGCUGUUGUGCGUGGUGCAGACCGGCUUCAUUCUUCACCAGCUUGGGGGCCGAUGGAUAGUAGCAACAUCCCACUUGCGCAUGUUGAAGUGGUGUCAAUAGCUCAGUAUGAAGCGAAGUCUGCCAAGGUGUCUAGCCAGGAGCAGCCAAGAGUGAGCGCACGCUCACAAGUAUGUGUGUGGUCUGACCUUAAGUUUUCCGUGGUUUUAGACUAGUUGAGUGUUCAAAACUAGUUGAAAUUAGAAAGACUCGACGGCUACGACAUCGAUAAGCAGGGUGGCCAAAGUUUAAUUCCUACGCGGGCGGCCCCAGCUGAGCGUGAGCGUACGAUAGUUGGCUUCUUCUGAAAGUAUGUAAUUGUUAUUGAAAUUGGGAAGUAUAUUUUCGCUUACUUCAGCCUGUUUAUUAAAUUGCGUCAAUAAAUAUACACAGUAACAGUAGGAAGAAGCGCACUAAUCCAAAUACCCUUCUUGAUGUCAGCUAUUGGCCAAUAACAGCCACGUAUGGGAAUAUGCUAUAUCACGAAAUGUAGCAGCCUGUGGACUAACGGCAACAUUGAACCAUGUGUUGUGGGAGUGUGAAGCCAUCGGCUCCGCCUUCAGCGAGGAUACGUGGGCUGCGCUUUUGGGCAGCCUCGAACUCAACGACCAAACCCUGGCCAUCCAGAGUGCCCGCGAUCGGGCCGUCAAGCUCGGCUUGGCGGUCCCUACGUGGGACUAGCCGGGUGACACGAGGUCUCCCCUGUGUCUUCUCUGGACCUAAAUAAAGUUAUUUCACUCACUCACUUACCCAAAAAGAGUGAGGAGAAGGCUUCUGUUGAAAAGAGCGUUUGUGAAAAAGGUGACUUUCGCACUCGUGAGCUCCACGUGCCACGCAUGAUUGCAAAAUUUGGCUGAAAUGUUCACAGCAGCAUAUGCUAACCGCGGACUGUGUUUUGUCAACAAGCACGAGGGAUGGUUCAGGGCCCCUUAACUGCCCUAAUACAGUUGAACUUCAACAUAACCAACACUAAUGUAAGGAAUUACAAGAUACAACGAAUUGUCGGAUAUAUAACAAAGUAAAUAUAAAAUUCGGUUUGCCUUUAUUUGUGUCAGUUCGUGUUCUAUUGCUUUAACGAAACCAAAAGGGAAGUCAAAGCUGUCUCUUGCAAUAAAGUUUUUUUUUUUUUUUACGUGCACGUUUUUUAAAGUAAUAAGCUAUUAGUGAAAAGUUUAAAAUUUCGAAGAAGCAAAUCGUAUCUGCAUGGGUGCACAUGAGUCAUUCACCGCAGGAUAAUGGGUGUUCUGGAUGCUUGCACCUUCUAUAUAAACAUCUUACUGGACUUAUCUCGAGCAGAGGCUCAAAAUAUAACCUUUUAUGGCACAGGUGGUUCUACUUGUUAAUGGAAACAAUUGCCAACACUGAUAUUUGUGUGCACUUUUCUAGCAGAUAUAUUGCAUAGACUAGACAAAAUUUUGCUUUGUUUGCAACAUCAUUGCGUUGAUGUUUGACUGUACUAUAUUCUAGAACAUCAUGGAACCUUGAACCUGCAGCUGUUACUCAUAGUGUCAUGUUCUACAUGAAUAUAGGCCUUGACUGAGUGCCUUCUCAUGCCAGCCACAAUCUACGAGCUAGAAGAAAAAACGCUUUUGUUGAAUUACCAUUUUGAUGAUAGUAUUGCACACAAACAUAGAUUUCGGUAUAUUUUAGUGUACUUAUAGUGACAAAUUAUUUUCUUGCAUAACACCAUAUGUAUGUAGGAUCUGGCACCAGAUUUGCCCCAUUUUCAGAAAGUAGCACUUUUGAAGGACUGGCUGUAGAAAGUAUUGAACUAUGCAGAUGUGCAAUUCUUGUUUUAACACACACCUUUGGCAUGUUUGUUUUGUCUAUGUGUGUGCACUACAGGGCAUGGGUGCAAAGCAUCAAUUCUUUUCAUGCUGCUAAACAGGCAUUUGCAACAGGACUUUCUUCCCUGGCUCAGCACUUAGACCAUAUAUUUGGUCUGAAAAACGACAGGAUACAAAUUUGGGGCUUUUUCUUCAAUUUGUGAUGUAAAAGAAUUACAACGGGCUACUGUGUACAGAAUUAGAGCUAAAUGCGAGGAUAGCUAAGGCUACGAAUGAAAAUACGAGAUCAAAGAAUUUCCAGUCCUGCUUUUCCCGACUUUGCAUCUUGUCUGUGGCAUGGGCUUGGUUUAUCUUCUUUUUUAUCAUGUGGGGCUUGCUAAACAAUGUUCAUGUUGUGAGUGUGUGUGUUUCCGGUGUACUGAGAACAUGAUUUCGGAGUAUUAAUCUCCGAAAUGCCUUCUGGCACCUAACGUUCUUAAUUUUAUGGAGUGACUCUGGUGUUAUUGUGUACCUGGUACAGCUUGGCACUGACCAUGAGAAGUGUUUUAGUAGCGGUGAAGUGCAGAAGUGGAAACCUGCCAAGACCCCUGUGCAUUGGUUUGGGAAGUUCAGUAGGUGAUAUAAAUUUAUUCUGAGGAACCUUUCAUUGUUUCUUCAUUCUCGUUCACAAGCUCUCCGUCAAUUUCACUCAUGAAGUCUUGCGUAUGAUUUAAUUUAGCGAGAUAGUUUUUGUGAUUUUUUUUUUCUUAGCACAUCCUCCUAGCAAACGUGUCAGCUGCCAAGGACCUGUAGCAUUGCCUUUGCCUUGCCCGAUCCAACAUGUAGAAGUUGGAUCAAAUUUGCGCAGACGCAUUGGUUGCAUUGUGGGAGAAACAGAGCUAUUUUGCUGCAGUGUAUUUUUUGUGUCUCAUCCUGGCAAGACAUCAAAUUGCAUUUGUGCAGACUGGUUUUUUACUCGUAAUAAAUUAUAUAUAUUAUAUGC